Molecule: messenger RNA, 571 nt
Organism: Hibiscus syriacus
Lineage: Eukaryota; Viridiplantae; Streptophyta; Magnoliopsida; Malvales; Malvaceae
Product: nudix hydrolase 17, mitochondrial-like
Exons: 5
Coding region: 68-556 (162 amino acids)
Cellular component (GO): nucleus; cytoplasm
Molecular function (GO): pyrophosphatase activity
Source: RefSeq, a predicted model, not a curated record
AAUUUCAUUUGCGGCUAAGUUUGUUCGAAUCGUUUUCGGUUUCUUGUUCCUUUCGAUUUCCUCGAGGAUGGUUUGCUUGGUUUCUCGUACCGGAAGGGACUUGCAGCGUUACGACAACCUCGGACGCCGCCAAGUCGUCGGAUGCAUUCCCUAUAGAUUCAAAUGCAGCAAUGAUGGAACCAUUACUGAUGAGUUGGAGGUUCUCUUAAUAUCUUCACAGAAAGGUCAAAAGAUGAUGUUUCCUAAGGGUGGUUGGGAGCUUGAUGAAUCCAGGGAAGAAGCUGCUUCAAGAGAGUCGGUUGAAGAAGCAGGAGUUAUUGGCAAUGUUGAGUAUGAAUUGGGGAAAUGGUACUUUAUAAGCAAAAGCCAUGGCACAUUUUAUGAAGGUCACAUGUUCCCUUUGCUUGUGAAGGAGGAACUCGAUUUCUGGCCGGAGCAGCAUGUUCGUCGACGGACUUGGAUGAAUGUGACAGAAGCGAGGGAUGUCUGCCAGCAUUGGUGGAUGAAGGAAGCAUUGGCCAUAUUUGUUGAAAGACUGAGUUCCUUGCAGCAAUAGAAAGAAAAACAUUUC